Molecule: messenger RNA, 738 nt
Organism: Vitrella brassicaformis
Lineage: Eukaryota; Vitrellaceae
Source: the annotation of a GenBank genome assembly
AUGCGUUUGAUGUCCGUGCAGGUGCGCAGCACCAUGAGGCUCAUGCCCCUCCGCCUCCCACUGCUCAGGGGCAGCAGGGGCAGCAGGUGUGUGGCGGCCAAUGGUGGUGGCAGCGGCAGUAGUGGGGAGAAGAAGGAGGCGGGCAGCAAGAGGCAGCGGCUGCGGGUGGUGACACUGUGGUGGGGGUGCCGCAUCGCCGGCCCUUGUCGCUCUGUGUCACCGAUGUCCGCCGCGUUUGGUUUCGUCGGCCCUCACGCCACCUCCACCGCCAAGUCCAGCGCCACCUCCCUUCCUCGCCGCUCAGCGGCCCACAGGCAGCCUCACCGUCACCACCAAUCGUACGCUCGCCGCACCGUACGGACCCCUGCGGCAGCGGCCUCGCCUGACGCUCGGCCUGACGGUCCGCCAUCGCCCUCGCAGCCCCGUCCCGGCGCCGCCAUUCACAGCAGCGAGGACGGCAAUGUCAGUCUGCAGUCGGCGGUGGCGCAGUGGCAGGCAGCAGGGCUCAGUGUGGGCAUCUUCAACCGCACCAGCGGCCUCACAACCAACCUGCCUCCCGUGCCACCGACUCGACCUCCCCCCCUGCCGAUGGGCACCAUUCCCAGCGACUCACCCAACCGCACCGUGUACCGCGUCAAGCCUCAUCCUAAUCUGCACGGCCCUGUUCCUGCUGGUCGCGGCCGUCCUGGAGCCACGAGUUCUCGGUGGACGUCCUUGGGCACCUCCUAUACCUCCUGA